CCGCACCAGCAGAAAGAAGCUUUCAACGACCCAUCUCCCUCGAUCUCUCACAUCGUCGGCGAUAGGGUUUCCGAUUGUUCCUACUCCGCCGUCUGUAUCUUCAGCGGUCCUUUCGUCUGCUUAAUCGAGCAUUCGAGCUCCCUCUUGCCCCUAUUGCUUGAUAUCCGUUCUUUGUAUAUCUUAAUCUAGACAUGCCUAAGCAGAGAAGAGACAGAUCUUUGUCUUCUGAUAGGACUAGAGCAUAUCCAUACCCAUGUAGUUCAAGCCGCUCAAAGCAUUCAUUGCCAUUUGAUCAUCUGGAAAAUGAUAAACACUCGAUAGAAUGGGAAGAAGCAAGAUGCCCUGUUUGCAUGGAACACCCACACAAUGCCAUUCUCCUUUUGUGUUCAUCUCAUGAAAAAGGUUGCCGUCCUUAUAUGUGUGACACCAGCUACCGACAUUCCAAUUGUUUUGAUCAGUUCAAGAAAUCGUUCAGCGAGGCCACACCACCAACACCAAAUCUGCAAGAUGACGCUCCUUCCCCUCUGAUAUCAUCAGAUCAGGGUCAAAGUGAGGGUCCAAUGGGCUUGCAUGACGUCGUUUUUGAAAAUCAUGAAGAGAACAAUAUGGUAUGCCCUCUUUGCAGAGGGCGAGUAAAUGGGUGGGCAGUCAAUGAGCCUGCCCGUGAUUUCAUGAAUGCAAAACCAAGAAGCUGUUCUUGUGAGACUUGUGACUUCAACGGUACAUACACAGACUUACGGAAGCACGCUAGGUCUUCCCACCCCCUGGUACGGCCCACAGAGGCAGACCCUGAAAGGGAGCGCAACUGGAGGAGGUUGGAACGACAGAGAGAUUUGGGGGAUUUGCUAAGCACACUGAAUUCUUCACUUGGGGAGGAAGAGAGUGAUGGAAGCAGCACCUUAACCUUUGACGACGGGGGAUUGUUAACAGUUUUUCUUUUUGUUAGAAUUCUUCAACCAAGGCCACGUUCUAGGAGUAGCAGCAGCUGGUAUGGCUCAUCAAGACCCAGAGGUCAAGUGACUUUUAGGAGGCGGCCUUCGAGGAGACUUUGGGGUGAGACCUUUGAUGGUGAAACUGAGAGCAGAGGAGAUGAUGAUAAUGAAGAUUCUGAUGCGGGGACUGCUAUAAGGAGGCAUCAACCAACACCGGAAAGCUAGUCUUGUGUGCACACUUGGGGGCUUCCGCUGGUUUCAUUGAACAUUUAAGCCUCGGGGUUCCAUACAUAGAAGUGACCUUGGGGAAAGCCUAAUAUAGAUUUCUUAUCUAGUAGUGCUGCGACCUGAGGGGGUACCUGGAAUUGCAAACUACAAUCGGAGUGAGGCGGGAAAGGCAAUUAUUUCAGUUUGCAUGUGUACAUUUGUUCUUGUAAUCCUUCUUUCAAUUUGACGCCGUUGAUGCUGGAAUUUCUGUUCGAAUCAAUAAAUGUGAAAGCAAGAUCUUGUUUGCUUUCUAACACUAUAGAGCUCUGUAUCUUUUAUGAUUGUGAUUUUCUAUUAAUUGCAUUAACUUGCUUUGGUCCAACACUCGAACCUCUGAAAUGCCUUAAAGUUGCGUUUAGUUAGAUGUAUAUUCUCAAGUCUUGCUGAUCAAAAUGAUGGGAUACUUGUCACCG
Messenger RNA from Cuscuta europaea, 1612 nucleotides. The record is from the annotation of a GenBank genome assembly. Lineage: Eukaryota; Viridiplantae; Streptophyta; Magnoliopsida; Solanales; Convolvulaceae.